AUGGUUAAUUGCAAACUGUGUUCUAAAACAGUAAGCCGAGAAGACAAAACUAAAAUAGUUUGUGUCACGUGUCAAAACCUAUUUCACGUGAAAUGUACAAAAAUUGAUUCUACAGACUUAGAAGGCCUAAAAGAGACCAGCAAAAAAUGGAGAUGUAGCGAUUGCGAAUUAUUAUCGGGUACGUUGCCAGCUGCUGAGUCUAGUAGUAUACUUGACCUACUGAGAGGGCUCACCGAGGAGGUCAGGGAAUUGAAGUCCAAACUUCAAGGGAUAGACGAACUGAAGGAGAUAAAAGAAGCCCUACAGAAGCAGGCGGAACUCUCAUUUGAGAACAUGGACCGUCUGUUAAAAAUAGAAACACUCUUAGAGGAACAGAAAACCCAUGUUGAAAAUUUGACAAUUGAAAACAACAAACUCAAAACAAAAAUAUCAGAGCUUGAAAUCCGACUAAAUUUUACAGAACAAAAUUUGUUAGACAGACGGUGA
Nezara viridula (southern green stink bug) is the source of this 486-nucleotide messenger RNA. NCBI's taxonomy places the organism in Eukaryota, Metazoa, Arthropoda, Insecta, Hemiptera, Pentatomidae. The record is from the annotation of a GenBank genome assembly.